GAAGAAGCCAAAGUGCCCUCAGCCCAGGCUCCCAGGAACUUCUGUCCUGCCCCUCAGGGGCCAGGGCCUCCCCAGCCCUUUGCCCCUCCCAUCUCUGGAGCUGCCCCCCUCCUCCCCCACCACACCCACUCAACACUUCAAUCCAGCCGCCCAGCCUGACAAGGUUGCAGGGGGAGAGGGGGCCUGGCAGAGCCCUGGCACUUAUGGCUCAGUCCGUGGGGAGGCAGGCACCCAGCUUGAGUCUGUGGCUUCCAUGGGCAAGGACAGAGUUGCCCCAGAACCAGAGAAGUCAAGGACAGUGGUCAGACUGGGACCCUGCUGGGAGGGCAAGAGCAGGGGCGGGCAGCUGAGGGGACAGGGCCUUCUGUGUUGAGGGAAAUGACAAAGAGUUGGAGUGGGCUGGAGCCAGGGCCUCUCACCUGCUGGUAAACUCAGAAGCUGGCUGUGGGGAGGCCCCUCGGAAGGGAAGCCAUGGUGGGAGCAGGCUGGGUCCAGUCCUUGGUGGCCAGGGGGCUCAGGUGGCCACUGCUGCCCACCUGGCUUGUCUGCCUCUGGCAGGUUAAGGUUGAGCUAAGCACAGCCUACAGAACCGAGCAGGCCUGGGAGGGGCAGCAGUCGGAGGGAAGUGAGGCCUCUACCCUCCCCACGCAUCACAGAGCACCUCUGAACUCCCUCCUGGGGGCCUGGGCACCAACAGACCCCCUUCCUGUCCUGUCAGGCAUCUGCCCCAGAGGAGAGCGCUCCUGGCGCCUGGUGCCACCCAACCCUGGGCUAGGUGGGUGAGUGAGUGUUGGGGGUGGCUGGCUCCUGUUCAAGGGGUCAGGUUUCCAGGGUAACCCAGCCACUGAACCCAGCGCAGAGCCUCACAGAUCUUGUAACCUGACUCCCUUCCCUCCCCCUGCAAGGCUGUCCCUGUGGGGCAGGCGGAUGAGUGCUGAGUGCCGUAGGGAAGGUCUGCUGGGCUCAAACCCCCACCCUACACCACCCCCACGGCUUCCUCUUCCCCUGGGACUUAACACUUAGCUCUCAGCCCUGAGCAGUUUAAGGGGGUGUGUCCUGAGAUGACAGAACUUUGCCUUGGGCCUGACCUUCCGUGCACAUAGCUGGGUUGGAGUGGUGACACCAUCCCAGGGCAUUGUGGGGGCUGUGACCCCACCAGGGAUCAAGGAACAGAAUAGCUGCCUAGGGAUGGGAGGGGAGUUCUGGAAGGCUUCUUGGACUUGAAAACUGGAUUUUGAAACCAGGUCUUGAAAGCUACAUGGGUUUUCAUUUGCCCCAGAAGAGAAGAGGGGAUCCCAGGCAGAAGAGACCGCACACGCCAAGGCGCAGACCCGAGACAAGGAAAAGGAGUUGUAUGUUGAUGGCAACUAAAGAGGGCAAGCCCAAGAUUAGAAAAGGCCUUGCGUGCACAGCCCUGCGGGACCUGCUGCACCAGCCACAGGCAGGGACGUCUCUUCCUUGCUCUCUCGUCCCUGCCAAACCAGGGGAGCAAGGGGAUGUGGUGGACGUGUACCAGCGGGAGUUCCUGGCGCUGCGUGACCGGCUGCACGCGGCUGAGCAGGAGAGCCUCAAGCGCUCAAAGGAGCUCAACCUGGUGCUGGACGAGAUCAAGAGGGCAGUGUCCGAGAGGCAGGCGCUGCGAGAGGGGGAGGGCAAUCGCACCUGGGGCCGCCUAACUGAGGAUCCACGACUGAAGCCGUGGAACGCCUCGCACAAGCACGUGCUGCACCUGCCCACAGUCUUCCACCACCUGCCGCACCUGCUGGCCAAGGAGAGCAGCCUGCAACCGGCCGUGCGUGUGGGCCAGGGCCGUACUGGAGUGUCGGUAGUGAUGGGCAUCCCCAGUGUGCGGCGAGAGGUGCAUUCGUACCUGACAGACACGCUGCACUCGCUCAUCUCAGAGCUGAGCCCACAGGAGAAGGAGGACUCGGUCAUCGUGGUGCUGAUCGCCGAGACUGACCCACAGUACACCUCGGUGGUGACAGAGAACAUCAAAGCCUUGUUUCCCACGGAGAUCCAUUCCGGGCUCCUGGAGGUCAUCUCCCCUUCCCCCCACUUCUACCCUGACUUCUCCCGCCUCCGAGAGUCCUUUGGGGACCCCAAGGAGAGAGUCAGGUGGAGGACCAAACAGAACCUCGAUUACUGCUUCCUCAUGAUGUAUGCGCAGUCCAAAGGCAUCUACUACGUGCAGCUGGAGGAUGACAUUGUCGCCAAGCCAAACUACCUGAGCACCAUGAAGAACUUCGCCCUGCAGCAGCCUUCCGAGGACUGGAUGAUCCUGGAGUUCUCCCAGCUGGGCUUCAUUGGGAAGAUGUUCAAGUCACUGGACCUGAGCCUGAUUGUGGAGUUCAUCCUCAUGUUCUACCGGGACAAGCCCAUUGACUGGCUCCUGGACCACAUCCUGUGGGUGAAGGUCUGCAACCCCGAGAAGGAUGCGAAGCACUGUGACCGGCAGAAGGCCAAUCUUCGGAUCCGCUUCAAGCCAUCCCUCUUCCAGCAUGUGGGCACGCACUCCUCCCUGGCGGGCAAGAUCCAGAAACUGAAGGACAAGGACUUUGGGAAGCAGGCGCUGAGGAAGGAACAUGUGAACCCACCGGCCGAGGUGAGCACAAGCCUCAAGACAUACCAGCACUUCACCCUGGAGAAGGCCUACCUGCGCGAGGAUUUCUUCUGGGCCUUCACACCUGCUGCAGGGGACUUCAUCCGCUUCCGCUUCUUCCAGCCACUGCGUCUUGAGCGGUUCUUCUUCCGCAGCGGGAACAUUGAGCACCCAGAGGACAAACUCUUCAACACAUCCGUGGAGGUGCUGCCCUUUGAUAACCCCCAGUCAGACAAGGAGGCCCUUCAGGAGGGCCGCUCAGCCACCCUGAGGUACCCUCGGAGCCCAGAUGGCUAUCUCCAGAUAGGCUCCUUCUACAAGGGUGUGGCAGAAGGUGAGGUGGACCCGGCCUUUGGCCCCCUGGAAGCACUGCGCCUCUCCAUCCAGACAGACUCCCCAGUGUGGGUCAUUCUGAGCGAGAUCUUCCUGAAAAAGGCCGACUAAGCAGAGGGCUUCUGAGGGUGCACUUUGGCUGGCCCCUAAGCCCAUGAGACCUGGGAGACCUGGGAUGUCGUCGCUGCUGCCCCCGGAGGGCCAGGCGUCGCUGCCUGAAGCCUGAGGGGUUCUGCCCAGCGCUCCCCGCUCCACAGGCCUGGGAUCCCGCUGGCCCGGAGGCCCCAGGAGCUGGUGCUGCCCCACCCGGCCGGCCGCGGGAGGAGGCAGGCGGCCCCCACACUGUGCCUGAGGCCGGCCUGUGCCGCCCGGAACCGUUCGCACCCCGGCCUGCUCGAGCCAGGCCGUUUUAGAAGAGCUUUUUCCUGGGCGCCCGCUGUCUCCGGCGCGAACACUGGAAUGCAUAUACUACUUUAUGUGCUGUGUUUUUUAUUCUUGGAUACAUUUGAUUUUUUCACGUAAGUUCACAUAUACUUCUAUAAGAGCGUGACUUGUAAUAAAGGGUUAAUGAAGCA
Suricata suricatta (meerkat) is the source of this 3507-nucleotide messenger RNA. It is a transcript of the gene MGAT4B, whose product is annotated as alpha-1,3-mannosyl-glycoprotein 4-beta-N-acetylglucosaminyltransferase B. Lineage: Eukaryota; Metazoa; Chordata; Mammalia; Carnivora; Herpestidae. Gene Ontology annotation, molecular function: acetylglucosaminyltransferase activity. The transcript is spliced from 15 exons. Gene Ontology annotation, cellular component: endoplasmic reticulum-Golgi intermediate compartment; endoplasmic reticulum; Golgi stack. The coding region runs from base 1259 to 3043 and encodes 594 amino acids. The record is from RefSeq and is a predicted model, not a curated record. Gene Ontology annotation, biological process: protein N-linked glycosylation.